Molecule: messenger RNA, 1352 nt
Organism: Pyrus x bretschneideri (Chinese white pear)
Lineage: Eukaryota; Viridiplantae; Streptophyta; Magnoliopsida; Rosales; Rosaceae
Product: polygalacturonase-like
Exons: 4
Coding region: 1-1218 (405 amino acids)
Biological process (GO): carbohydrate metabolic process
Molecular function (GO): polygalacturonase activity
Source: RefSeq, a predicted model, not a curated record
AUGGCUUAUACAUCAAGCUUCUGGAGCAAUAUUCAUAAUUAUUGUGUAGCAGCUGUAAUGCUGUUUUUAUCGAUCAGCAUGUCGUUGUCGCAGUCAUCUAACGCAGCGGCAGUUAGCUACAAUGUGAUGAAGUUUGGUGCACAAGCAGAUGGGACGACAGACUCGACGCAAGCAUUCGUCAAGGCAUGGGCGUCGGCGUGCAGCUCCGGCCAGGGCAAUGCUGUUGUGUACAUCCCCAAAGGAAGAUUCUUGUUGAAGGCUGUGGUGUUUAGAGGUCCAUGCAAGAACAGACAAGUUACAGUCCAAAUAGACGGAACCCUUGUAGCCCCCACAGACUAUAGGGCUUUGGGAAACUCAGGCUACUGGAUUUUAUUCAUUAAGGUCACCGGACUUAGGGUCCUCGGUGGUUCCCUCGACGCCAGGGGGGCUGCAUUUUGGGCUUGCAGGAAAUCCGGCAAGAGUUGUCCUGUUGGAGCUAGGUCUAUAACGUUCAACUGGGCAAACAAGGUUCUGGUAAGUGGUUUAACAUCGAUCAACAGUCAGGCAACCCACCUUGUAGUCAACAGCUGCAACAAUGUGGUCAUUCGAAACGUGAAGCUGAUCGCUCCGAGCGAAAGCCCCAACACAGAUGGUAUUCAUGUGCAGAGCUCUACCGGUGUCACCAUAACCGGCAGCAUCUUGCAAACCGGAGACGAUUGCAUAGCAAUCGGUCCCGGCACCAGAAACCUCCAUAUGAGCAACAUCAAGUGUGGUCCAGGCCAUGGUGUAAGCAUUGGAAGCCUAGGCAGGAAUCUCCAGGAAGAUGGCGUCCAAAAUGUAACCCUAACGAAUGCAGUGUUCAGUGGAUCAGACAAUGGAGUACGAAUAAAGUCAUGGGCCAGGCCCAGUACUGGCUUCGUUAGGAACAUAAUCUUCCAAAACAUCAUCAUGAGAAACGUGAAAAACCCCAUCAUCAUUGACCAGAAUUAUUGCCCCCGUAACCAAGGCUGUCCUUCUGAGAGUUCAGGUGUGACGAUUAGUCAAGUGACGUACAGAAACAUACAAGGGACGUCGCGAACGGCAGAGGCAGUAACAUUCGACUGCAGCCCAAGCACUCCAUGCACUGGGAUCAGAUUGCUAGAUAUCAAGCUUACGUAUCUGAAUAAGGUUGCCACGUCAUCGUGCAAAAACAUUAGGGGAACCAGCACUGGACUGCUUAUGCCAGAUCCUUGCAUAUAGACAAUCCUAUUAUUAAGGGAAUUAUUUGUGACUUUAAUUUGCGCGUGUCUUGUGUGAUUUUACAAUAUAUCGAUCGAGUUGUAUGAUCGUAUCAAGAAUAAUUACCACUGAUAAAUGGUGAUGGAUGUGCACAC